Messenger RNA from Laetiporus sulphureus 93-53, 999 nucleotides. RefSeq lists its product as uncharacterized. NCBI's taxonomy places the organism in Eukaryota, Fungi, Basidiomycota, Agaricomycetes, Polyporales, Laetiporaceae. The transcript has 4 exons. Bases 36 to 857 code for a protein of 273 amino acids. The record is from RefSeq and is a predicted model, not a curated record.
CUACCACUUGGCCGUAUUGCGCUCAGUCUCCAGCGAUGUCGAACAAAAUACCAUCGAUCCCUACCGUCCCAUAUGUUCGCGAACGAGCUGGUGGGCUGCUGUCUCAGACGAAAUACGACUCCAUCCUCUGGGCUGGAGUCUUUGGCUCUGUCUCCAGAGAGAAAUCACGCCCCGACUCUGACAUCGAUAUAAUUCUCGUCUUCAAAGACGUCCCACCUUCAAAGAAUGAUCUUUAUGUAGCGUAUCUUGAUGAAGACCUCCGAGACGUCUUGGGAAGAAAGGUCGACCUCGUCUGGCUCGAAAAGCGACAGAUAUGGGGUUAUAUCACCCUUGAAGCUCUCCUUUCCGCUCGAACAAUCCACGGUUCUCUCUCAGAUAUCCAAGACCUCGUAGCGGAAGCCGAACGCAUCUUAUAUGAUGGAAUCGAGACUGCGCAGACGGUCCCGAAGCUCUGCUCUCAAGUGCGCGAGAGGCUGGUUCCCGCUAGAUCUGAUGUAGAGGUUUUCCUCCAAAAUCCUGUCAUGAAGCGAGACUGUCUGCGACUACUGCGCGCGAUAGCCUCGCUACUCGACUUCGAACCACGUGGCCACCCUCUUGAGACUGCAUUUGCAGUCUUCGGUGGCGAUGUUGCGCGCAAAUCGCUCAUUCCCCAUGUCCUCGGCGCUGACUUGACCGAUGAUAAGUAUUGGAGAAAUCUAUGGCAUAUCGUUCAUGAGGUCAUUCCCCAGAUACAGCGGGGAAUAGGAAAGUGGGGUUUGAUCAAGGUCCGGGCGACAGAGGCACUGAUGCGGGUGGUGCGCGCGUUGGAUGCUGGAGAGCUACCUGAUCCUGCCUUAGUAGAGUUUCUCGAGACUUGAGAAAUUGAGUAACGACUGCUCAAUUUGACUUGCUGUAUCGAGUUUACAUGGUUCGCUACAACGGAUGGUGAUGAACUCGCUAUAUUUUCUCUGCAGAACUGCGGCUGCAUCCAAUAUUCCAAAAUGGACAGUUGAAUCAGGA